Messenger RNA from Culicoides brevitarsis, 687 nucleotides. It is a transcript of the gene EMC4, whose product is annotated as ER membrane protein complex subunit 4. Gene Ontology annotation, biological process: protein folding in endoplasmic reticulum. Gene Ontology annotation, cellular component: EMC complex. Bases 82 to 597 code for a protein of 171 amino acids. The record is from RefSeq and is a predicted model, not a curated record. The transcript is spliced from 2 exons. NCBI's taxonomy places the organism in Eukaryota, Metazoa, Arthropoda, Insecta, Diptera, Ceratopogonidae.
UGGUUUGUAUUCUGUCAAAAAGUCAUUAAAAAUAAACACGAAGGAAAAAUUAAUAUUAAUUAAGUUAAAUUUUCGAGUAAAAUGGCCAGCAAAUCAACCACUAAGAAGUUUAAAUGGUCCAUGGAGACGACAACCAAACCGCGAUCCGAUAUGCAACUCACAUCUCCGCCCGGAUUCAACUUGUCCGUGGGCCAAAGUCACAACGAAGUUGCCAAAGACGAGGACCAAUCGCGUCUCAUCAUCAAGAAAAGUUGGGAUAUCGCCUUGGCGCCCAUCAAACAAGUGCCCAUGAAUUUACUUUUCAUGUACAUGUCGGGCAAUUCGAUUUCCAUUUUCCCCAUUAUGAUGGUUGGCAUGAUGUUGAUCCGGCAAAUCAAGGCACUUUUUUCGACGACAGCUACUUUUAAGUUAAUCGAGGGCACACAAGCAGGCGGGCAGAAAUUCGUCUUUUUCUUGGGAAAUUUAGUGAAUAUUGGACUGGCUCUGUACAAGUGUCACAGUAUGGGACUGCUGCCAACUCACACGUCAGAUUGGUUGGCUUUCGUGGAGCCGCAAUCGCGACUCGAGAACUACGGCGGAGGGAUUUCGUUGCUUUAGAGCGGCAUAGAGAGUAAAUUUAAAUGUAGCGUGGUUUUUAUUUCAAUUUUCUUCGUAAAAAUAAUUGACUAAAAUAAAUUAACAUUGGCA